AUUACUGUCAGAUUUAUGAAAUUGUAAUGUCUAUGCGUUUGUUAUUUGUCGUUUUGUAUACUUUCGUUCUUUGGAAAGUGGUCCAUCUUGAAAAUGCAAGUGAAGUUUAUUUUGAACCAAAGUCAGUUCAUCUUCAGUCAGGUGGAUUUAGAAAAAUAUACAUAGGAUUAAAGGGUACAGCAGAACAUGAUAUUUUUCUUGAGUUUCAAUAUUGGGACCGAAAUGGCUCUGUAAUUUCACUAAAAGAACCAAAUCAUUCUGUUAUUCGGCCCGUUAAUAACGUAACCAUAAGAAAGAUGCAAUCGGAACCUUCGAAUUUCACCAUUUUUGCGAAAACACCUGGUUAUAUAUACUUGGGAAUAAAGCCUGCUCCAAACGUAAACAUUGUGAACGCAGGUAAACCUAUUUUUUCUGUAACUGUGGUGCAUUUUCAUUGGUUAAAUACAUUUCAAAUUGUGAUUGGCUGGAUUUAUUUUGCCGCUUGGACAGUUUCAUUCUACCCUCAGUUCUUUUUGAACUGUAGACGAAAAAGUGUGGUUGGAUUCAAUUUCGACUUUGCUGUGUUGAAUGUGAUCGGAUUUUUAUUCUAUAGUAUCUACAAUAUUGGUUUAUACUGGAUCCCACUUAUUCAGGAUCAAUAUUUGCAAAGAAAUCCUUUGGGAUCAGUACCAGUACUAGAGAAUGAUUUGGCAUUUGCAUUUCAUGCAUUUCUAAUUUCUUUAUUAACAGCUUUACAAAUAUUAUGUUACGAGCGUGGUGGUCAACGUGUAUCAAAAACAUGUAUAGGAAUAAUAAUAUUAAUCAUUAUCUAUACGAUAAUUGUUUGUAUAUUAGGCGGAGUUCAUUACGUGGAAUGGUUAGAUACGUUCUACUUAUUAUCUUAUGUUAAACUGUUUAUCUCAUUCAUUAAAUAUGCACCUCAGGUAAGUAAACAUGUGAUGUAAUUAAAUAAAUGGAAUAUUUAUUUUGUAAUUUUAUUGAUGAAAGUUUUCCCAGUUGAUUUAAAGUUAUUUCUAACAGUAGUCAUUCAGUUUUUUAGUCAUAAAUAUGAUGUCUUAUUUUGUUAUUUAAAUAUAAUCCUAUUGUUCAAUCGUAAAAGUAAUCUUCCUUUCUUCAGUUUGUAUGGAAUUGAUAAUUCUAAGCACCAACUGUGAGUUACUUUCCUACUUACUGACACCUAUUACUCCUCGUGAAACAUAGGCUACCGAUUAAGAUUCCCUAACCAGUUCUACCCAGAACCCUGCUUUUAAGUCGAUGCCAAGUGCUAGUCAUUCUUUUGAUGAUCUCUCGAAUGUGUAUCCAUUCCACAUUCUGCGACUCUCUUUGAUUUCCUCUUCAACUGGAAUAUGAUUUGUCAUCUGCCACCGUAGGUUGUUACAGAUGGUAUCUGGCCAAUGGGUAUUAAAUAUUUUGCGUAGAAAACUGUUUACAAAUAAUUAUACCUUUUUGAUGAUAUUUGUAGUAAUUUUCAAAGUUUCAUUUGCGUAUGACAAAACCGUCUUUAGUUUCGUAAUAAAAAUUCCAACUUUGGUGUUGUCUAAGAAAUGUUUUGAGCUGCAAAUGUUCUUCAACUUUAGGAAUUUUUAACUCCUGUUUUUCCAAAGGCAGUAUAAAAUAAAAAAAAGGAACAGAACAGUUGUUAGCAUGUUUCCUCUUUUUGUCUAUCACUUGCAAUAAUUAAGAGAGACGAACACAUUGGAAUUCAUGUAUCUCAUAUAUGAUGGCUUCAGAAAAAAAUGACUUGUAGCAGUUAAACUGUAGACUACCUGGUUGGGAUCCGCGAGACGAUAGUAACCGAUGACUAGAGACCUUGAAUGAAAUGACUCAAAAUCGUUUGCAAUGGCGCAGGUGCAUACACUCUUUGUGUUCUCCCGAAUUCUAAUCUUCUGGAUUAUUCAUGUCCCUUUUUUUCUCUUUCCAUAUUUAUUUCACUGGAUUAUGCUCCUUGAAUAACAUCUUCAAACCCUAAUCCUUCCGAUUAAUGCUUAUACUUUUACUACCUCUACCACUAUGGGAUUUGAAUCAACAACUGCAUUUCUGUGCUAAUGUGGUGUGGCAACUCAAAGUGAUGUACGUACGUACGAAGUUCUACUUUGUUACUGACUGACUGACUGACUGACUGACUAAACGGUUCCUAAACUUUCUUGGCUGAAGUUAAGUGUCAGAUUAUAGCGACUCACGUGCAAAUGGGUUUAUUCUCAUUUAACUCAGUUAAGCCCUUUUGCUAACUUAUUUAGCGGACAAAGCCAUCCGCACUAUAACAAUUUAUUGUACCCUUAUUAUUAUUUUGUGCUUGUAUGAAAUACGCAUGCUUGAAUAUUGCUUACGGCCUACGCAUUUAUUCACUCUGCUAGUCUCACUACUAACCGCUUAUUUGAUUCGAUUACUCAUUAAUUUCACAUGCUAUAUAUAUGUCCACGUUAUUCAUAUGGUUGACUCUGCUUUCUCGCUCGCUUGAUUGUACUCGAUUACUUACAUUCGCUCAGUCGCUCGCUUGCCUGUUUGCCGUUCGACACAACUCUUAAUGCUCGUUUAAUGCAUCUGUAAUUUUGGACAUCUGUGUGUGUGGUCUCGAAAUAAACGUAAUCAACGCUUCGUAUUCGCCUUCUGAAUAAUAUACCGUUGGGGUUAAAUAGGAUGGUUAUCAAGACGAAUUGUAUACGAAGUUUAAGGGAUAUAUCGAAUACCGGCCACCACAAGAUACUAACUAUGAAACACAUUGUGAAAAUGUAUUUUUUUAAAUAAAUAAAAUUUGGAAAUAUGUUAUUACAGAGAUUUAUUGAUAUAUUGCACAAUAAGUACUGAGAAUUGCUUACCUUAACAAAAUUUGUAAGGCUUUUCACCUAUAAUACAUUAUCAAUCUUUAGUUGUUUUGUACAGAGACUUGUAAAAAUUAGUUCAAGUUUGAUUUUUUUACUUGUAAAGUAUACUGUAACAUAUAAAUUUAAACUUCAAGACCUUGCAAUGUAUCCAAUCAAUAGUGGCGAGGUUUUAACUUAGAAACAAAUCAAUGAGAUUUACGACAAAAUGUCUUGGUGUUUGAUACAAAAUUCACACUUUCAUAUACUUAAAUACUAUUUUGCCAUUGUAGUUAAUACCAAUUCUCAUUCCUAAUUUUGAUAUUCCACUCUAAACCCUAAAUCUUGAUCUAUCACAUUAAUUUACAAUAUUCUUUUGCCACUAGUUAGUAGGUGAAUAUUUUUUAAAGGUCACUUUAACACUACUCAUAGAUUGUCUACUUUAACAAGUUAGAUUAUGUACAGUGUUUUUGAUAGCUUAUUACCUACAAUUACUAUAUAAGGGACCAUUCUGUUAACAUAAACUAUUUAAUUGAUAUGAUUCCGAAAAUUUUGUUUUCUAUAUUUCAUUAUCAAAGUACAAGUACUGUUUGGCUGAUCACCAAAGUU
Molecule: messenger RNA, 3407 nt
Organism: Schistosoma guineensis
Lineage: Eukaryota; Metazoa; Platyhelminthes; Trematoda; Strigeidida; Schistosomatidae
Source: the annotation of a GenBank genome assembly